UUAAAGCCACUCGUUUUAAUCCUUGGUCUCACACACAUCGAAGAGAUCAGCGAGAUAUGGAGCUCGAUUCCCUCACCGCUAGACGCAGACUCGCCACCGUCGCCGCUCACUUCCCGCUAGCCACCAACGAUCCCGUCUCCACCGCAUCGCUCGUUCCCUUGAACUGUAGCGGUAGUUUGAACUCUGUCAUCAGAAGAUGUGACAACAAACUCUCUUUUGCCCGCCAAGCAUCUUCCGAGCAGGGCUUUUUCAUGAAGCAGGCUUCCCCUGACGAGGCUGGCACUGGAGGCGGCGGCGUCACUUUGAAGAACUCUAUCGUUAGAAGAGGUGACAACAGGCUGUAUUUUGCUCGGCAAGCAUCUUCUGCACAGGGUCUUUUUAUGAGGCAGGCUUCAACUGAUGAGGACGCUGCAUCUACCAAGUGCUCUGCGACCAAAACGAGUGGCUUCCCUUCUUCACAACAACCAUUGCUUUCCAGACCUGAGUACGCCCCACCACAGUUUUCCAAGGCCGCCGCAAAAGAUGAGUUCUUUGUUUGUUCUGAUUCACCAUAUCAGCUAAAGGAAGGCUUGGAAAAGCCAUACAAUCCUGAUCUUCCUAAGUUAGCCAAUCUAGGGACUGUUUGGUCUCCGAGAUCUAAUGUUGCAGAGUACGAAAAUAACUACCUUGUGGCAGUAGAGCUACCAGGGGCUAGUAUCAAUGAUAUAAGAGUUGAGGUCGACAACAUAAACUUGACUGUGACAGGUAGACGCACAUCUGUCUGUCAAAAAGUUGAUGCAUGCACCAAAGGUUCAAUUUUUGGAUAUCACAAGCACGAAAUUCAACAAGGUCCAUUCAAAGUUUCCUGGCCAUUCCCUAGCAAUGUGAACAAGGAUAACGUUGCUGCUGAAUUUAUGGAUGGGAUUCUGAGAGUAGUUAUUCCAAAGAUUUGAGGAUUCAUCGUUCUGGAACCAUAUACAAAACAGUAAAUAAUGUGUAUAAUAUAUGCUGUUUGUGUGGAAGAAGAGAAAGAAAAACAAUAAUUGAUGAAAGAUAUGUAAAAUAGUUUGGUCUUUUAUUUAUCAUAGAUUGCAGACAGGCAUGCUCAGUUGACGGAGUAAGCCAUGUAAACAAUCCAUUAAUAUAAGAACAAAUAAAGCUUGAUUACUAA
Molecule: messenger RNA, 1150 nt
Organism: Brassica oleracea var. oleracea
Lineage: Eukaryota; Viridiplantae; Streptophyta; Magnoliopsida; Brassicales; Brassicaceae
Exons: 7
Coding region: 57-932 (291 amino acids)
Biological process (GO): response to heat; response to hydrogen peroxide; response to salt stress
Source: RefSeq, a predicted model, not a curated record